Monodelphis domestica (gray short-tailed opossum) is the source of this 5566-nucleotide messenger RNA. It is a transcript of the gene STARD4, whose product is annotated as StAR related lipid transfer domain containing 4. Gene Ontology annotation, cellular component: cytosol; endoplasmic reticulum. NCBI's taxonomy places the organism in Eukaryota, Metazoa, Chordata, Mammalia, Didelphimorphia, Didelphidae. Gene Ontology annotation, molecular function: cholesterol transfer activity; cholesterol binding. Gene Ontology annotation, biological process: cholesterol import; intracellular cholesterol transport; cholesterol transport involved in cholesterol storage. The record is from RefSeq and is a predicted model, not a curated record.
CGAUUGGCUGCUGCAAUUGGCUGCUGCACUCAGCGCCAGUCUCCAGCAACCCUGGGUGAGCUAGGGUCUCCCGGAAGUCCUGGCGCCGAAGGAUCCUAUCCGAGCCUCUUUCCUGGGAAAAAGAAAUGGAAGCCUUGACUGAUGCUACAUUACUUGCAACUAAAAUUAAAACCACACUGUGCCAGUACCAUAGUAUUGAAGAUAAUAAGUGGAGAAUUGCUAAGAAAACAAAAGAUAUAACAGUUUGGCGGAAGCCAUCAGAUGAAUUCAAUGGAUAUCUCUACAAAGUGCAAGGUGUUAUAGAAGAUGUAGCUAAUAACAUUAUAGAUUGCAUACGCCCAGGACCUCGUCGCCUAGACUGGGACAGCUUAAUGACUUCCAUGGACAUUGUUGAGCAGUUUGAAGAGAAUUGCUGUGUGAUGCGUUACACAACUGCUGGGCAGCUAUGGAACCUCAUUGCACCAAGAGAAUUUGUUGAUUUCUCUUAUACCACACAAUAUGAAGAAGGGCUUUUGUCAUGUGGUAUAAGUAUCCACUAUGAAGAAAUGAGACCAGAUUUUGUCCGUGGAUAUAAUCACCCCUGUGGUUGGUUUUGUGUUCCACUUCAAGACAAUCUUGCUAAAAGUCUUUUGACAGGCUAUGUUCAGACAGAUCUUCGAGGGAUGCUUCCUCAGUCUGCAGUAGAUACAGCUAUGGCUAGCACCCUGGUAAACUUUGUUGGCGAUCUCAGAAAAACUCUGAAGACCUAAAUGGAUGUGAACCAAAAUACCAUGAACUCUUGUCAUCCAUCAUUCCUCUUUCCUGUAUCAUAUUGUAAAAACCUCAGGCUAGGUUAGAACUUUAUUGUUCUAGAGUGUAAUGCUUCUUUUAUUCCUGAUGCCUUUAAAUAUGGCUAUAGUAGAUUUGGAACUACUGUACUGCUUAAAAACACAAAAAAAUGGAUUUCAUCUUCUUAAGAGCUGAUUAGUAUCUCAAUGUGAAUAUAUAUUGUCUUCAUAGGAAUUAUCAGAAGCACCAACUUUAUGUUGUUAGGAUAGCAUACAAAAUAAUUUCCUAUUGGGUCCUAUGUAUAUUCAAAAUAAUUUUCUGAUCUUAUUGUUAAGUUUAUCUGUUAAAUUUUUUUUCUAUAUUCAGUCUGUUGCUUUGAGAUUGAUUUAGACUUAGAUGAAUUAGAGGAAACAAUAGUUUUUUCUAAUUCUUUUUCAAAAGGUCUCCUUUACUGUUAGUUAAUGUGGCAGUUAAAUAUUGAAAUGAAGAAAUAUAAGAGGUUUUCUACAACCCACAGUUGAUACAGAUUUCAGUUGUUAGAACUGAAAUAUGUCAAUAGCCAACCAUCAUUCUUUAGUUAAGUAGCUAAUGUGCACUGACUUGAAACCUCUUUAGAAAUAUUUGAGGGUGUUUAUAGGUGGAAUUGGGCAAAGGUAGAAACUAUGUGUGAGUUACAGCAAAAAUAUUGUGUGAAUUUAGCAAUAGAUUUUGCAGGAGUCCACACCGAAGCGGAUCACUGGUAAUGUCUGACAAAAAAAUUCUGGAGAAUUGCUUACAAAGAAAAGCAAAUCAGAGGUAUACUUUGUUUUAUUUUUGGAAAUAAAACACUCAACUUGUGGAAUAUUAUAAUUGUGAAUAAAUUAUGGCAUAACCUAAGCCAUAGCUAGCACAUAUGCCUAACAGGUGGUCAUGUGAAAAAUUGUAACUUGAAUAACCCAAAUGGGGAAGUGUUCUAAUUCCACAGAUGUGGUCAAUUAAGGGUUCAUUCUAGGUGAUUUACUAUGUACUUAUAAGAAAAGAACUGAGAAGUGGAUGAUAGUUUAAAUGUGAAAUGUAUUGAAUGCAGAUGAGUUCCAAGACAGUAAUAUGCUAUCCAUGAAUGUGUUAUAGUAUGUAUAAGUAACAUACUAAAUAUAAUGUAAAAACAUUUUAAAAUGUAGCUUUGCUUCCCCUACCUAUGACAGUAAACUGAAAGUAUAUUUAAUUCUUGAAAAUAUCUUGGGUCAUACAUACCCCACUGAUUCAAGCCAUGGAAGUAUCAAGUAAUGAAAAUGCCCAGACCCCUAAUAUGUAUUUUGCCCCUGCAUAUAAGAAAAACAAGCAAUAGCUGCUAUUUGAUUAAGAGAAUCUACAAAAUAAACUUGACUACCAUCUUAAAAAAAAAAGGAAAAAAUGUGUUAGUAUCAUACUGUCAUGUUUGUUAUUCUGCUUACUAAUUUGCCUUUCCUCCCUUCCACUAUGAUUCAAAAAGCCCUUCAAGGAUAAGGGAUUUUCAUUUAUUGUCUAUAACACAAAAGUCUACUACUACCUAUUGGUCUCUGUUCUGCUGUCAUUGAUGAAUAUUUCUGGGAUCCAGAAUGAUAAGUAAUUACCUCUGCUAGUUAUCCAUUUACCUCUUCAUCCUAGGCUCAUGCUAUUGCUCUCAUGAAAAAAUCUUCAUAGAAAUACUGAAUCAUUGGUGUGUUGAAAAGCAGUGUUUGCAUUAACUAAAAGUUACAUUUGGCUUUAUGAUUACAUUUUAGUUCGUCUGGGUAUCCUGCUUAAAUAUGACUCUUAGGAUAAACCAAAGAAGAAACAAAUACCAUGGAUUUUAAUAUUGGAAAGAAAAACAAACAAAAAAACAAGCCAGAGGUUGCUUAGAGAAAAUGAGUGUUUUACUUAAACUUAGGAGUUUUGUGAUGAUAAUAUCAUGUCAGAUCUUGGGGACAUAGAAACUGUUUCAAAAGUAUAUAUAAGAUUGUGACUAAGAUAUGACUGUAACUAAUUUAGUAUAAUGCUGAUUAAUUAGAAAAUGAAGUAGCAAAUGGUUUAAAAUCAGUUUUUUUUUUCUAGCAAAGGAUUCCAAUCUUGGAUUGGGAUAAUGUUAAAUGGGACUUUGUAACUCUAGGUUAUCAGUUGGUAUCAAUAAAAAGGGAAUUGUUUUUAUGUGAAAAUAUCUUCCCUUAGGGAAUAAACUGUAAUACGGGUAUUGAUGAAGUGAAAAUACACAGAUGUAAGAUAUGUGCAUGUGUGUAUGUAUUUUGAAUACACACAUAAAUGUAUGUGCUCACCUGUAUUGAGACUUGAAGUUUUCUGCUAUUUGUAAGCAGUUUAUGUCUUGGAAAUAAAUCUUUAAAAAAAAGAAAUAUAUCUUAAGGAAAUGAUGAGUUCUGUGCUUUUGAUAAUACUUGGCACAGUGAUUAACUUUUGUAAAAUGUUUUGUACAGGGAACACUUAUUUUAAAAAGAUGACAUUACUUUGAUACUUUUCAUUUGCUUAAUCCUUGAAAAUUAAUGCCAUUUGGAGAAAAUAACUUUUUUUAAUAUGUAGUGUUAUGCUGAUAUGAUACUUUUUCAUAAUAUUAAGUCAGUAUUAAUAAUGUUGAGAAAGCAUUUUGCUCUCAUCUGUAAAAGGGAGUAACACAGGGUUGUUGGGAGAAAAGUACCCUUCAAACUUCAAAGUGCUACAUAAAUAUGAGGUAUUUAAAAUCUCCUUAGGUUUUUGGGUACCAUAUCUAUCAGUGGUACCAUAUCUAUCAGUGUUAAUCUAGCAAAACAGUUAUUUUUCCUGAAAAACAUUUCUUCAGGGGGCAGCUGGGUAGCUCAGUGGAUUAAGAGCCAGUCCUAGAGACGGGAGGUCCUAGGUUCAAAUCUGGCCUCAGCCACUUCCUAGCUGUGUGACCCUGGGCAAGUCACUUGACCCCCAUUGCCUAGCCCUUACCACUCUUCUGCCUUGGAGCCAAUACACAGUAUUGACUCCAAGAUGGAAGGUAAGGGUUUAUUAAAAAAAAAAAAAACAUUUCUUCAACACAGGUUGAAUUAACAUCCAAAAAAGCACAGAAUUUAUAACUGAAGUGACUUCACUGGAGAAGAGAGGGAUUGAGGCUUCAGGGAAGAAGAUAAAAUAAUAUAUUUAAGGAAUUAGUUAUCUAUUCACUCUUUUCUGUAUAGUAGUUCUCAUUAAUGCAAAUAGAAGCUUUAUGAUUCCAUCAAAGAGAAACUAAAGGGGGCAGCUGGGUAGCUUAGUGGAUUGAGAGCCAGGCCUAGAGAUGGGAGUCCUAGGUUCAAAUCUGGCCUCAGACACUUCCCAGCUGUGUGACCCUGGGCAAGUCACUUAACCCCCAUUGCCUAGCCCUUACCACUCUUCUGCCUUGAAGCCAAUACACAGUAUUGACUCCAAGAUGGAAGGUAAGGGUUUAAAAAAAGAGAAAGAGAGAGAGAGAAACUAAAACUUCCUCAAUCAGUUGUUAGAACACUUCAUUGUUUCAAUUAAUUUAAUAAUUUUUACUUUUACUAGCAAAACAUGUUCAAUUGGGACAAUCAUGCUCUGUAGAGCAAUUUUGGGAAAUAUAUAUACAUGGGAUAAAAGAGCUAGUGGAAAUAUACCUGAAUGGAUUACUUGUUUGAAUUUUACCAAACUAAUCUUUACAAAUUAUGGCCAUACCAUGUAAUAACUCAGUAUGUAAAUCAUAAUCACUUAUAAGCAACAGAAGGUUUUGGUAACCUAUCAUAUCAAACUUGAAGUGUCCAUUUACUCUUGCUAACCACAUGGAUGGGAUUUCUAGUAAUACCCAACACGACCUACCUGUCCAAGAAGAUUGUCCUUUCUACUACCCCUUCUUACUAAAAUGGAAUUUCUCAUUGUCUCCAAAGUAUAUAAUAAAGUUUUUACUGAAAUGCUAUCCCCCUUAUAGCAAAAGCAAGGGGUUAAGACCCAUUAGAUAACAUUACAUUUCCUCUUGAUCUUCACAAGAACAGUAUAAUACAAGAAAGAAAGGCAAUCCUAUUUUAUUGAUGAGAAAAAAAAAUUUGGAGAGAGAGAUACAUAGCUAGUCAAUAGCAGACCAGAAACCAGAUAGAUAAUGUAAUGGGACCUAAAUGUAAAGAGAGGAAUAAAUUGAGAAAUUUUUAACUUAAUAUCUUCAUCAAUUUUAAUGAUUAAAUGAAAACAUUUAUUGUGUAAGUGAAGAAAAACUAAAACAGAUUUUAUUAGAAUUAUAAGAAUUUAUAUGUGAAAUAGUAUUUGUAUUAAACUGAUAAGUAUGCCUUAAUUUGAAUCAAUCAAUAAAUAUUAAGCACUUACCAUGUGCUAAGUGCUGAAUGAAAGGAGUGUAUUUUUAAGUCACUAUGAAAUAUGUAAUAAAAUAAAUUCCAGACCCUUUUCAUUGUUAAUGAAACUUAGAAGUAAGUUUUGGUAUAAAUUUUCUUUGUAUUUUGAGCUACUGGGAACACUGAAUAAACCCCUAGAUUUCUUCAGUUCCUCAUGCUUUAAUUCAUUGUAAAUGACCUCUUCAGCAAAAGAUAACAGUCCUGGAAACUACAGAGUCCAGUAAUAAACAUUGUCUCCUAACAGUGAAUUCUGCAAUUUUGUUAUUCGUUGACACUUGAACUUGAAUUUUUAUUUGGUAAAAGAUAACCAGGGGAUUGAUGAAUGUGUUAUAGCUUCAUUACAGUGAUGCUAAAUAAAUACUCAAUCACAUUUAGCAUACCUAGAUUUUAAAUAAUUACAUUGCUGUUUGGUAUAAAUUACUGUGCUAAUACUAUGUAAGCCAAAUUAUGUGUUCUUUGAACAUGUCAUAUAAAGAAAUUGAUGUAUUGGC